GGUCAAACAAAUGUGCCCUCCAGUCACAUAAGUUGCUGUGUCUUACCUAAUGUAACAAUUAAGAAAAACAAUCCCUUCUCCUCUCUGUUGCAUACUCCACCUUCCUUCUAGAAGCCCUCACACCGAUCAUCUGUAGUAAAAUGAAAGCUUUUAUCUCCAAUUUUUGCCUUCUUCAAAGCCAGUUGACUAAUUCACAGGUUUAUCUCUCUGCACAAAGUUUGCCAUUGUGUUGCUAUGAAAAUCUGUGGUUAAUUACUAUGAUUUACUGAUGAUUAGCGAGCUGAAGAGAGGUUUUUUCAUUACAUUACCACUCACUGCCAGAACCCGACCGUGGUUUCCAGGGAAACUGGAAAAUGUGAAGCUUUUCAACAGACACAGCCACAGCUUAAAGAGAGAGGAUUGCCUAAGAUAGAUUCUUCUAGAGACAAACCUGUAGCCACUGCUAUCACCAUAUAUCAUCAGGAGAGAUAUACAGACAGAUGUGCCUCUCGAUCAACGGAGAGACUUUGCAACGUUUGACCCAAAUGCGAGUGAGAGUUAUGGCGAGACUUCAGUCUGACUUGGACUGCUGAGGUACUUCAACAACUUUAAUGCGGAGGAAAAAUGGGAAGUCUGAAGGACGAGAUGAGAGGUCUCAGGGAGGACGGCAAGCCAUGUGAGAAGACAGAUGAUGGAGAGCGUCCAGGCGGCUCAUAUGGCAGCGCUGAGCCUGACGGACCUCAGAUAAACACGAAGCAAGAGGCAACAGCUCCUCAGCCAAAACUUCAGAUGAAUGCCAGCUACGUUCAAGAGCGAGACCAGAAUGAAGAAUCCAAAGAUCAAGCGCUUUCAGGAGGGGGUUGUGGUAAAGACUCUACGCAGACUGAAGCCAUCCUUCUGACACGACAGCCUGAAGAUGACAAAACAACAGCAGCACAUAACAACACGACAGUCUCCAAUAAGUUCCCGAGUGAUGGAGACGGAGAAACUCAGGGGGAGACAACUAAGAAUAAAAGCGUAGGUCAUGGCAGAGAAAAAGGGGAAGACAUUGAGAAUAUAUUGGUGCUUGUGCCAGCAACCCCAGGACCCUCAGACCCAUGUACCCCAGCUCCGUCCGGCCAGCACCACAUGCGCACACAGGUCAGCCUGGAGGUGGUCCAGUGUCGCUCUGCAGCCACCAGCCCCAUGACGCCUCCUGAGGGUGGCCAGUCCUUCUUCUUCCCAAGCUCUUUCGGGAAGUUCGGAGCUGUGGGUGCUGACACUAAAGACGCAGAGCUACAGGUGGGUCAGCAGGUGGAGUUCUGCUCUGUGGCCACGUCUCCCAUGACCCCAAAGACGCCCUCGACCACGGCUUUCCCAGAGCUUAGCGGGAGAGAGCCGGUGCAGAAGCAGGAUGAAGUGAAAAAGAGUGAGAUGCAGAGGGAGCGUGGCCAACAAGAGAAGACAAAAAGUCAAGAAGCGACUAAGUCGGAGAUAACUGGAACUUUGAAAUGUACCACAUCAAAGGAGCAAAGCGAGUGCUUCAGCUCAAAUGCAUCUCCACAGAGCUCAUGCAAUGCUGCCGGGUUAACAGUUUCACAAGUAACUCUGGAGGAUAGUAAUCAGCAGCGUAAGCAACAGAGGAUGGGAAGUAUGGAUCAAGACAUUACAAUCCUGGUGACCCACUAUGGCAACAAUGAGGAGGAAGAGAAGGCUGAGUCAUCCUUUUAUACCCUUGAGACAGAGAUGGUCAAAAUAGAUGAAUAUGAGGAACUAAGAGAGAAUAACGGUGAUGCAAAGAGGGCGGAUGGAAAGGAGAAUGUCUCCACAGAAACUGUUGCCCCUGACGUACAGGAGAUCUCAAUCGCAAACCCUCCACAAAGUAAAACAGAGAAAUCUUCUGUUUCUGCUUGCGACAAAGCAAAAACAGACGUGAAUUCAGAAGUGAAAGAAAACAAAGGUGCAGGCGGUGAGUUGAGAGAAGUGACAAAGCCUCCUGUCCCUGAGUCUCCAGCUCCCUUCGGCUGCCACAACAUCCGCACGCAGGUGAGCCUGGAAGUGGUGCAGUGCCAGUCUGCAGCUACCAGCCCCAUGAUCCCUCCUGAGGGCGACCAAGCCUUCUACUUCCCCAGCUCUUUGGGGAGAUGUGGAGGUGUAGGCACAGAGACUAUAGAUGCUGAGCUGAAGGUGGGUCAGCAGAUAGAGUUUCGGUCUGUCGCUACAGCACCUAUGACCCCGAGAACGCCCACCAUCACAGUUUUUCCUGAGAUCGGAAAGGAUGCACGCACAGAGGAGAAGAUAGUGGAGGAGGAAGACGUUAGAAAGGAGCAGGUGGUGGAGGACAAAAAGGAGGAGAAAGUAACUGAAGAGAAAAAGGUGGAGGCAUCUGAAGAUGACACAAAGGAGGCAAUAAAUUGUCAGGAGAAAGAGGAGGAGCCGGUGCAGGAGGUGAGCUGGGAUGAAAAGGGGAUGACAUGGGAGGUGUACGGGGCGGUGGUGGAAGUGGCUGUGCUGGGCUCAGCCAUCCAGAAACACCUGGAGAAACAGGUGAAGAAGCAGAAGCCCUCAAUGCCUCCCCCUCCUCCGCUCAACCCCUCAGCCGUGCCCCUCUCUCCAGAGUCCAUCCAGGGGGGUUCUGGUUCUGGUUCAGGUUCUGGUUCCGGUUCCGGUUCAGGUAAGGGCCGUUCAGGGAAAAGGGGAGAUCGGGAUGGAGAGGUGAGCCGACGCAGAAGAAACCCUUUCCGUCAGCUAAUGGAGAACAUGCAGCAGCCACAUUGUUGCUCCAGAGCUCACAGCGCUGAGUGACACAAGAAUCCUGUGGAGAAAACAACAGCUGUUUAGAAGGAAACAAGAAAACCUGUGCGAUAAUCAUUUUAGAAAAAAUUCACGUGAAGAAUGUGUCAGUUAUACGCUGAUUUACUUCAAGGCGUGACAUUGUGUUGAAUGUGUGAGAAGCAGAUCGCCUCCUCACACCAGACAAAAAAAAAAACACAAAAGCACUUAACAUAACACUUCAAUCAUGGAGCAUUGAGAAUCAGCCAAACAAGAUGGGGUUUUCUUUUUUUUCUUGGAGUUCCAUGUUUUCAUGUUUUGAAAAAGGAGAGGUGUAUCAAUGCCUUGGAUAGCUCUUCUCCGUUAAUGUUUUUCAAUCAGACCACUCAACUGUCUGCUUAGUCGUUUUAGCUGUUGCUGCUUUUCUAAAUGCACCUCAGACGAUAUGAAGCCAUGGCAAUCCUUCCCCUGGUUGCUCACAAGCUCACACAGCUACGACUGAGAGAGAUGACAGUGACAGUUGUUGAUUGUAAUUUAUGUACUUGUGGUCAGUCGUUGCAACCUGCGGGUAAUUUUGUUGCAAGUGUAUAGAAGUUAAAAUGGAUGUAAAUGUUGCUUUGAUGUGCCUGUGUGAGGAGUCCCGACCAGUAGAGCAGGCUUUUGUAUGUCUUAUAUUAUGCUUUUAGAUUUGGCACAAUUUUGAUUUAAUUGUAUUGUGAAAAGUAUAAAAAUGUACAAAUGACGAGCACAAUCGACAGCUGAUAUGAGGGUAUUUUCAGUCAUUACUUACUGACUUGACUUACUGUAUUAUAAUGCCAUGAUUAGUGAUUCAGUUGUGAAUUAUGUGAUGAAUUAUUUUGAAUGUGCUUUAAUUCAGAGGUUGUUACAGUGUUAGUGAAGUUGGUGUUCAUACGUUAAAUUCAUAAAAGUGGGAUCAAAUCCACAUUUGGCGAAAUUGAUUUCAUUCAGAUUGCACUUACAUUACAUUCAUUUAGAUGUCAGGAAACGGUGAAACAAUCUUUUCUAUCCACUGCUUAUACAAAGUCACAAAGUCACAUUGCAUGAGGGUUUAUUCGAGCAUGAGAAUCUCAAACUCAAAGCAAACACUGACAAAUUAAACAGGCAUAAGGUUAAACCUUUUGGCUGACGUGCAGUCACAAAAAAGGAAUUCAUUUAUGCAUUGACAUUGAGCAAUAUUUUACUCUUUUUGGAAUGUCUUUCUGGUUGCAUCAGCUGUAAAAAAAAUAGCAUUGUGUGUUGACAUAGCUUAUAUAUUACAGUUUAUUUCAAAGCAAACCAUCAUUUUUAAGCUACCGCUUAAUAUAUUAACAAAAAAUAAAGUGAUUCACAUGUGCAACAAA
This is a messenger RNA of Anarrhichthys ocellatus (wolf-eel), 4091 nucleotides long. RefSeq names its product G protein regulated inducer of neurite outgrowth 1 (gene gprin1). The record is from RefSeq and is a predicted model, not a curated record. The transcript is spliced from 2 exons. Gene Ontology annotation, cellular component: plasma membrane. The coding region runs from base 604 to 2763 and encodes 719 amino acids. Gene Ontology annotation, biological process: neuron projection development. NCBI's taxonomy places the organism in Eukaryota, Metazoa, Chordata, Actinopteri, Perciformes, Anarhichadidae.